AUGACUGAUAAAGCUUUCGAACCAAGUAAUGAUGGAGACAUAGAAAUGUCUGAAGAUGUAAAAAAUAAACCAGAACAAUCAGUUGAGAUUACUUCUGAUUGUUCUAAAAUCGAUAAAAAUAAACCGAUAGGUUUAUUCAGUACAAAUUUUGUAUUAAGACAACGAUUUGGUUUAGGAAUUGCAUUGUACUUUGAUUUUUUAUAUUAUGUUUUAGUUUCUGAUUUGGUAAUUGGAGCAGGAAUAGUAUUUGUAUGGUCAAUUCAAUCAGAAUUUGCAUCAGUAACAUCUAAUCCAUUAACUUUAUUAUAUAUUGAAGCAUAUGGAUCAGGACAAUUUAACUAUUAUUUUUUCUUUAUUACAAAUAUACUAUUUUUCAUUGUAUGUCUUGGACAAGGACUAUAUUAUUCUAUUACUAGAAGAAAUAUUAUUAAAAGAGAAUAUGAAAAAGAAAAAAUGUUAAUGGAUAUUGAUGAAGACUUUUUUCAAAAAAUUAAUAUGCCAACUGAAAGAGAUAAAGAUGGUUCAAUGAUUCAAAAAGGAAAAUCAUCUUGGUUUAUUAGAAAAAUAUGGAAAUUUAUAUCAUAUUUUAUUUUUAUGGUAUUUACACUAAUUUUUUGUACUAUCCUUGUUGUUAUUAUUAAGUUUAAACCAGACCAAGAAAGUAUUCAAAGAUUUGUUGAUAAUCAAAUGCAACAAAUUAAUUUCCCAUUAUUUUCAUUUUAUGAUAUUUUAGUAUCUGUUUUAUUGUUUAUUUUCUAUCAAAUAUUAAGAAUUAUUGCUCAGUUAGUCUCUCUUAUUGAAAGACAUAAGAAAUAUAUUGGAUAUGUUAAAGAUAGAACCAUUAAAUACUUUAUUGGAAAAAUCUUUCUUGUAAUGUCAAUUUAUAUUACUAAUCGUAUUGUUAAAGUAGAUGUUGGUUGUCCAUUAGCACCAGCAGGCUCUACUUUCUUUACUGUUGUUUUAACAGAUUUAGUAUUAACAAACUUCUUUGGAAUAUUAUUCCCAUUUAUUAAAGUACAUUUCCCAAUUAUUAGUAGAGUUACUAUGAAAAUAUGUAAGUGUCUUAUGCCUUGCUGGAAAGAUAGUUUUGAUGAAAAUGAUAUUGCACCUCAAUUUGAAAUUGAAUCAGAAUAUUUUGAAAUUUAUUUCAGACAAUUUAAUAUCCUUAUUGGUUCAACAACUUCUCCAAUUCUUAUGUUAAUUGGUGCUUUAUCAUUUGCUAUUGAAUACGCUUGUGAUAAAAUUAAAUUAACUAAAUUCUGUUAUCAAACAAAGAAAACACCUGGAAUGAUGAUUCGAUUCAAUCAAUGGUUCUUAACAUUUACUUUUGUUCUUGCAUUUAUAUUAUGGCCAUAUGGUGGUUUUUGGAUAGUUUCAGGUGAUUUAUUUGGAUUAUUGAAUAAGAACUAUUGUGACUGCAGUCUGUUUAGAAGCAAAAACAAUUUCUUAUUGAUGCAAUGUUAA
Entamoeba dispar SAW760 is the source of this 1464-nucleotide messenger RNA. RefSeq lists its product as uncharacterized. Bases 1 to 1464 code for a protein of 487 amino acids. The record is from RefSeq and is a predicted model, not a curated record. The transcript has a single exon. Lineage: Eukaryota; Evosea; Mastigamoebida; Endamoebidae.